Molecule: messenger RNA, 1443 nt
Organism: Microthlaspi erraticum
Lineage: Eukaryota; Viridiplantae; Streptophyta; Magnoliopsida; Brassicales; Brassicaceae
Source: the annotation of a GenBank genome assembly
AUGGUGAAGAUCUGUUGUAUCGGAGCUGGAUAUGUUGGAGGUCCAACAAUGGCGGUGAUUGCGCUGAAAUGCCCACACAUUGAAGUAGCAGUCGUCGACAUCUCCGUGCCACGGAUCACCGCGUGGAACAGUGACCAGCUUCCGAUCUACGAGCCAGGUCUCGAAGACAUCGUCAAGCAAUGCAGAGGCAAGAACCUCUUCUUCAGCACCGACGUGGAGCAGCACGUGAGAGAAGCCGACAUCGUCUUCGUCUCCGUCAACACGCCGACGAAAACCACCGGUCUCGGAGCUGGUAAAGCCGCGGAUCUCACUUACUGGGAGAGCGCUGCUCGUAUGAUCGCCGACGUAUCGGUCUCUGACAAGAUCGUCGUUGAGAAAUCGACUGUCCCCGUGAAAACAGCUGAAGCAAUCGAGAAGAUCCUGAUGCAUAACAGUAAAGGAAUCAAGUUCCAGAUCCUCUCGAAUCCUGAGUUUCUCGCUGAAGGAACUGCAAUCACUGACCUUUUUAACCCUGACCGUGUUCUCAUCGGAGGCCGUGAAACACCUGAAGGAUUCAAAGCUGUGCAGACGCUUAAGGAAGUGUACGCCAAUUGGGUCCCUGAAGGCCAAAUCAUCACGACGAACCUCUGGUCCGCAGAGCUCUCCAAGCUAGCUGCGAACGCGUUCUUGGCUCAGAGGAUCUCAUCCGUCAACGCCAUGUCUGCUCUCUGUGAGUCCACCGGCGCUGACGUCACUCAGGUCUCUUACGCCGUUGGUACCGAUUCAAGAAUCGGCCCCAAGUUCUUGAACGCGAGUGUCGGUUUCGGAGGCUCUUGUUUCCAGAAGGACAUUCUCAACCUCGUCUACAUCUGCCAGUGCAACGGGCUUCCUGAAGUUGCGGAGUACUGGAAACAAGUGAUCAAGAUCAACGAUUACCAGAAGAACCGGUUCGUGAACAGGAUCGUCUCUUCCAUGUUCAACACCGUCUCCAACAAGAAAGUCGCUAUCCUCGGAUUCGCGUUCAAGAAGGACACCGGUGACACGAGGGAGACGCCGGCGAUCGAUGUGUGCAAAGGUUUGUUGGGAGACAAGGCGCAGAUUAGCAUCUACGAUCCUCAAGUCACUGAGGAUCAGAUUCAGAGAGACCUUUCGAUGAAGAAGUUCGACUGGGACCAUCCCCUUCACUUGCAGCCGAUGAGUCCAACGACUGUGAAACAAGUGAGUGUGACUUGGGACGCGUAUGAAGCUACGAAAGGUGCACAUGCGGUUUGCGUUUUGACGGAGUGGGAUGAGUUUAAGUCGUUGGAUUUCCAGAAGAUCUUUGACAAUAUGCAGAAACCGGCGUUUAUCUUUGACGGAAGGAACAUUAUGGAUGUUAACAAGUUGAGAGAGAUUGGUUUCAUCGUUUACUCCAUUGGUAAGCCACUUGAUGCUUGGCUCAAGGACAUGCCUGCUUUCAUCUAA